CCACCCCUUCAAAGCCCAACGCUUCGACCGCUCCUAAAUACGUCUUGGUUCAAGAUGAUAUCUUUUUCUCUUCCGUUCCUAUGAUAGUCCUAAAUUUCCCUCUACACACAGUGUAGUCCCUCCAAAAUGACGUCGAUCCAAUUCCGCCCACCGUACACGCAGGAAGAGCUCGACAGACUCUACCCCAAAGACCUAGAACUGCGACUGGUCCAGGUCCUCCUCCGCCAUGGAGAACGCGCUCCCGUGUCAGCCAGAUUUGGAAAUGCUUGCCAGCAUACUGGCCCUACUGUAGUGCGGCGCAACGACUGCGCUCCGUCGCCAUGACCCCGCAAGAUGUGGCACAGUGGAACUCUCUACAAUGGCGGAGAAGACUCGAGAGGUUUGGCGAGGACGAUGGGCCGGUCAUCGCGGCUGGGCCCAAGGGAGAGGUUGACGGGGUCUGGUAUGGACAAUUGCCUACCGAUUUCUCACUUGAGACGAUCUCUGUACUCAUUGGUUCUGUUGUCAUGAUACAGUCAACUCGGCGAGCUCACCGACCCAGGUCGCCAAACGACAUACACCCUGGGGACGCGCCUGCGCACCCUGUAUGUGGACCAACUGCACUUCAUGCCCUCCCUCAUCGCCAACGCCGACCUGAUCUACCUGCGCUCCACCCCUCUACCCCGCGCGUUGGAAUCGGUGCAGCAGACGUUCUGGGGCAUGUAUCCCUUGACGUCGCGCACGGCCGCAUUCCCAGCGCCGACGAUCGUGACACGCACCCCCGCGGACGAAACCCUCUUUCCAAACGACGGCAACUGUCGAAGGUUUGCGCAGUUGAGCAGGGCCUUCGCCCAGCGCACGGCCGACAGAUGGAACGACUCCGACGACAUGAAGUACCUGACGAGACUGAUCGGGAAAUGGAUGCCCGAGAGCAGUGACAAGAAGAUUGCGGUCGACUCGCACCCCCGUCUCUCGGGGAUCAUGGACACCAUCAACUCGACCCUCGCGCACGGGCCCGAAACUCGUCUCCCCAAGGAAUUCUACGACUCCCGCGCCCGCGAGAUCAUCGAGCGGAUCGGCGUCGAGGAGUGGUUUUCGGGGUACAAUGAGAACCGCGAGUAUCGGAUGUUAGGCAUAGGGGGCCUGAUAGGCGACGUCGUCGAGCGGAUGACCUCCAAGAUCGAGGGCGCGGGCCUCUCAAUCAACGAGAUCGGAGGGGAGAAUGGACGGUUGGGGAUGGGUCGAGGUGGGGAGACAGGGAUCCGGUUUGCGUUGAGUGGGUGUCACGAUACCACGCUGGCGGGCAUCUUGACGAGCUUGGGGGCGUUUGGAGGGGAGAAAUGGCCGCCUUACACGAGUCACAUCGCAUUCGAACUUUUUAAGGAGAAAGACCACGGAGACGCGGCCAAGGGACAUCCUUCCGACGCAGACUUCCUUACGCCAACCACACCGGCGAGCACAGAACCCAAGAGCCAGCCACAGCAGGGCGAUCAGGUGUCGAAACCGGGAUUCUUCGCGUCCUUCCUGGGCCUUCGAUCCCCGUCCUCAUCGACUGACGCCAACUCAAGAGACCCCUCAUCGAACACCUCGGCCACCUCGUCUUUGAGCCCUCUCUCCACGCCCUCCCUGUCCCGCUCCUCCACCAUAUCCCCCUCCGUGCCUCCCAAGGACCUCAUAGCGCGGACGCCUCACUCGGAACUCUCCGAGUCCCAGAAGCGCCGCCUGGAUGGCUACUACGUGCGGAUCCGGUACAACGACCGCGUGAUGAAGAUCCCCGCCUGCGCGCAGCCUGGGAACAACUACCGCGGCGACGCGUCCCUGUGCACAUUCGAGGCCUUCAAGCGCGUCGCCGACGGCUACGUGCCCAAGAACUGGAAGGUCCAGUGCGGCCAGAACAUCGAGGACGCCGCCAAGGGCAGCUUGGUGAGCGCGCCGGGGCUCGACCAGCCCGCCGAGUGGGCCGGGCAGAUUGAGGAGGGCUCAUGAACGUCGAAUAUCGCAUCAACAACAGGCGGAGAAAAUCCCGGAAGAGUAGUAUGUGGGACGUUGGAUAUCGGAUCUGCUCUUUUUCCGUCUGCUCUGCGCUGGUAUCCUCGGACCUCUGGGAUCCAUUCACGGAUGCUCACGACUGCCUCGUCCGUGAGCAUGAAACAAAGGAAGAAAAACACGUCGAAGUCGCUUGGCGAAUGUCAUACAUACAUAGAACAGCGCACGCAGCGCAGGGCGAGGAGUCCUACAGUAGCCCACGGCACGGCUUGCAUAAACCUCUCUUGGACCAGGGCCCCCUUGCCAGGGCGCGGACAGGAUAGAUAAUAGGCUCAUGGCGGAUCCUUAAUCCACGCAGGCGCACCUGAAGGCAAUAUCACCGCGGGGGUAAUUAUAUAGACCAAUCUCAUUAAUCGGUCAACCGGGCUUGUCUCUGGUCUAUGGACCUGGUACUCUC
Messenger RNA from Cladophialophora immunda, 2422 nucleotides. RefSeq lists its product as hypothetical. Bases 607 to 1965 code for a protein of 452 amino acids. NCBI's taxonomy places the organism in Eukaryota, Fungi, Ascomycota, Eurotiomycetes, Chaetothyriales, Herpotrichiellaceae. The record is from RefSeq and is a predicted model, not a curated record. Gene Ontology annotation, biological process: dephosphorylation. Gene Ontology annotation, molecular function: phosphatase activity. The transcript has 2 exons.